Haplochromis burtoni (Burton's mouthbrooder) is the source of this 687-nucleotide messenger RNA. RefSeq names its product family with sequence similarity 167 member Ab (gene fam167ab). NCBI's taxonomy places the organism in Eukaryota, Metazoa, Chordata, Actinopteri, Cichliformes, Cichlidae. The record is from RefSeq and is a predicted model, not a curated record. Bases 1 to 687 code for a protein of 228 amino acids. The transcript is spliced from 3 exons.
AUGGUCUGCGCCGAUGUGGCUGCCAGGAUUCAGCGUGGUAAGUUGGACCGCUACUGGGAGGUUCCUGAAAGGUUAAAAAUGAAUUCGCACUCAGCUCCACAGAUUGUGGUUAACAGGACAAAUGUCCAGGACGAGGCAGACUGUGGGGAAGGUGUAGAUUUGCCUACAGAUGACCAUCUGAUGACUUUGAAGGCCUUAACAGAGAAACUAAGACUGGAGACCAGGAGACCCUCCUACCUGGAGUGGCAAGCCCGGCUUGAGGCAGAUCGCUUCAGAGACUCAGAAACUGGGACUAAAGGGAAAGUAGUUAGACACAAGGAGACUUCAGUGGACCCAGAUGUGAGUCAGCCCAAGUUGCCAUCAGGUGGACUUAAGGGAUUUGAAAACAUUGAUGAAGCUCUAACCUGGCUCAGAAGAGAACUGACAGAUAUGCGCUUGCAGGACCAGCAGCUGGCGAGGCAGCUCAUGCGGCUUCGGAGUGACAUCAACAAGCUGAAGAUUGAACAGACGUGCCAUCUGCAUCGCCGAAUGCUCAACGACGCCACCUUUGGCCUCGAGGAACGGGAUGAGCUGUCGGACCUGUUGUGUGAAUGCCCGGUCACCCCGGGCCUCGGCCUCUCUGCCCCGCUGAGACUGAUCGGAGUCACCAAGAUGAACAUUAACUCUCGCCGAUUCUCGCUCUGCUAG